This is a messenger RNA of Epithele typhae, 1488 nucleotides long. RefSeq lists its product as uncharacterized. The transcript has 3 exons. Lineage: Eukaryota; Fungi; Basidiomycota; Agaricomycetes; Polyporales; Epitheliaceae. Bases 1 to 1488 code for a protein of 495 amino acids. The record is from RefSeq and is a predicted model, not a curated record.
AUGACCACGCACCAGCGUCUAUCGAUUAUCUCCUGCCCCACGCUGCCUGCUCUCUGCCCACUACUCCUCGCGCUCUCCUCUUCCGAGGAAACCGCUCUCGCUCUUGAUGUCCUCCUGGAUAUCAUGUCGUUUUGUGACGACACUACCGUCUGCCGCCUCAUCCAAGCCGACAAAUCACUUCAUCGUGAGGGAGCUAAGCAACUUCUCUCCCACGAUCUCAUCACGAUCUCCACCGAAGACGCCCUCGAUUCCUUGAUCCAUUUCCUAGCUUCUCGAGGCGGUUAUCGACUCGUAUUUCUUCGAGGACUUGGUCUCAACAUCAGCUAUGUUGGCACGCCCAUAUCUCGCCGCUUCGACAUGCUUCUCAGAAGACACUCCAAUCACGUCCGCCUUCAGAGGAUAGACAUCGCCUACCUCGAAGCACUUGAGCGUACUUCCCCUAGUAUCAUCCUCCCCCUUUGCCGCCUAAAGACCCUCGAAACGGCCCGUUUCAACGGAGCUGGCUUCCCAAUAACCUCAAGUCUCCUCUCUAUCUUUCACUCCAAUCUAACGACAAUUCAUAUCGAAUGGGGGUCAGUCGGUGACGUCCUCGACAACCCUGACUUUGAUCCCUCGGAUGAAUACGACUUCCGCAACCCCAUACUCACUCUACACAUCUAUCUGCACACGCUUCAGCAUUUGACAGCCGUGAACGCAGUGUUCCAGUUCAAGGGCAACAGUUCCCCCGUCUACGCCGACGUUUACCCCCAUCUAACGCAUCUCACCCUCACCAACGUCAACGCCCCGAUCACCGCCGCCCUCGCGCGCGCAUACCCAAACCUCACCGACCUCACGAUCACCCUCCACCCCUACCUCUCCGACGACCCCCAGGAUUCGUACAUCCUGCACGAGAUCAACUCCGAGCGCCAAGCCGCGCACGGCUCCUGGACCGCCCUGGACUCAGUCACCGCGCCCUUCCGCGACCUCUACAUGCUCGCGAUCCCGUGCCCCGUCCGCGCGGUCCUCAUCACCGGCCCGCAAGAGAUCUGCUUCCACGUCCUGCGCGCGGUGCUCGAGCCCGCACGCCCGCGCCACCUCGCCUUCCUCCACUUCGACGGCGGGAUCUUCUCGGAGUACAUGGGGCACGUGCUGCAGGAGCCGCUCGCGGCGGGGGUCGAGACCCUCGAGCUGCACUUCGACUUGUCCGGGCGCGUCCUCGACGCGGACGGGGCCGAGAUCGGGGCCGAGGAGAUGGUCGACGGCUGGGUGGACGCGAUCGCGGAGCUGCCCAAGCUGAGCACGCUGUCCAUCACGGUCAAAUGGUGCUCUGCGGAGAAAGCCGGAGAGGGGACGACAAGAAGCCCUUCGGAGGAGUAUUUCUUUAUGCUCGACCUGGAAGACCUCGCCGAGGAGUUGUGCGACAGGAUCCCCACGCUGAAGACGCUCGCGCUCGCGAUGAGCGGGCUUCCCGGGCGCCUGCCAGCCUCGGUGUCACUGGCGCGCGAGUAG